Rhinopithecus roxellana (golden snub-nosed monkey) is the source of this 2393-nucleotide messenger RNA. RefSeq names its product cysteine rich protein 3 (gene CRIP3). NCBI's taxonomy places the organism in Eukaryota, Metazoa, Chordata, Mammalia, Primates, Cercopithecidae. Bases 858 to 1472 code for a protein of 204 amino acids. The transcript is spliced from 8 exons. The record is from RefSeq and is a predicted model, not a curated record.
UUCGCCAUGUUGGCCAGGCUGGUCUUGGACUCCUGACCUCAGGUGAUCCUCCCACCUCGGCCUCCCAAAGUGCUGGGAUUACAGGUGUCAGCCACUGUGCCCAGCCGCCUUACAGCUUUAGGAGCAAACGACUGUAUACAGACCAUGUUUUGAGACUUCCAAACUGAGUCUUGAGUUCAUUAAGGGAUCCAUCAUAGUGAUAGCUAUAGCUGUUACAGCGUUUAUAUGCCAGGCGCUGUUUGGACACGCUACAUGUAUUAACCUGUUUAACUCUCAUAACAUUCCUAUGAGGUACAGACUGUUAUCAUACUUACUGCACAGAUGAGAAAAUGGAGGCAGAGAGGGAGGGUAAGUAAUUUGCCUGAAGCCAAAGAGUAGGAUACCAGAGAUGGGCUCCAGAUUUUGUUGCUUUCAACCACUUGCUAUAUUGCCAAGGUGGAAUUAAAGCAUUUCAAAGAAUGCCUCCUCCCUCACUUUGGCGAGAGUAGUGUUUUAACGGUGUCUGUACUGUGGACAUUUUUCCUGUCCUUACCGCUCCAGAAACUAAUAGUGCUCCCUGUCCCGGUGUCUUCGUUGCACAUUUGCCUUCCCAGUCUGGAGUCCACUCGGCUUCAAGAUCCUCUCUCCUCCCCGUGGGUCUGAGCAAGGCUUUAAUGCUCUUUUAAGUAACAGCGAAAUAGCCGUAUGUCUCCCAGGUAGAGUGGUUCUAAAUUUUUGGUAGCCAAUGUGCGCUGAGGAACAGCGGAUUCAGCCCAGGGAGGCUCCAAGCUGAGCCGUGGGUGGAGCCAGCGGAGGGGGCGGAAUGAGUCGCGGUGGCGUACCUACUGUGUGCCCUGUGCGCUGCCUGGAGCGGAACUAUGAGCUGGACCUGUCCGCGUUGCCAGCAACCGGUUUUCUUCGCUGAGAAGGUGAGCUCCCUGGGCAAGAACUGGCACCGCUUCUGCCUGAAAUGUGAGCGCUGUCACAGCGUCCUGUCUCCUGGCGGGCAUGCAGAGCACAACGGGAGGCCAUACUGCCAUAAGCCAUGCUAUGGGGCUCUCUUUGGACCCAGGGGGGUGAACAUUGGUGGUGUGGGCUCCUACUUGUACAACGCCCCCACUCCCAGCCCUGGCAGCACCACUCCUCUCAGCCCCAGCAGCUUCAGCCCUCCCAGGCCAAGGACUGGCCUCCCCCAAGGCAAGAAAAGCCCUCCCCAUAUGAAGACAUUCACUGGAGAGACCUCACUGUGCCCUGGUUGUGGGGAGCCCGUCUAUUUUGCUGAGAAGGUGAUGUCAUUAGGCAGAAAUUGGCACCGACCCUGUCUGAGGUGCCAGCGUUGCCGCAAGACCCUGACUGCUGGGAGUCAUGCCGAGCAUGACGGAGUCCCCUACUGCCACGUCCCCUGCUACGGCUACCUGUUUGGCCCCAAAGGUGUGAACAUUGGCGAUGUGGGCUGCUACAUCUAUGACCCAGUGAAGAUAAAAUUCCAAUGAGACGCUCACAGAAAAGGUCACCCUAACUCAGGCCUCCCAUCAUGCCCCUCAUGAUCCAAUGGGAGCUACAAAAAUCUCCAGUCCCAUGGGGGUUGGGGAUGGUGGGAUCGUGGGGACCUGGGCCUAGGUUCCAUGGUAGGCCAGAGAGUCCAGACUUUCUCUGCCAAUUUUUCCCUUUCCCAUUUCUAUCUGGUUAGUGAACAGCACAUUUUGAAAGGUAUCCUCCUCCUGGCCAUCACAACCCCUUUCCCCAGCACAUUCUAGAGCUUCAAGGUAGUCAUAAAACUUGUGUUUAUUGAAUUUCUGCCUCUCUGGCUUCUCCAAUAAAAUGUUGGCUCCCAUGCCUUCAACUCUUCUUUGGGCAUGAGACCAGUGGGUUGGAGGAUGGGGAGUGUGGGGGUUGGGAUGACAUGCAUUGCCCUGCAGGGUGCCUCGGAGGUAGCAGGGCCAGCCAUGAGAACAAAAAGCUAUGUUCUUUUUGUCCCUUGGGCCUGGCAUUGGCAGUCCUAGCACCACACAGUAGACGGCAUGCCCACUAGCCCCAUUGGUACCAGAAGUCUCAUAUGCUAGUCCUUUCUUUAGCACCAUCUCUAGAAGAAGCAGAAGCACCUUAUUCAGUAACUCAUUUGAGCAUGGCAACAGAUCCUAUGGUAGAACCUGCCAAGAGGCUUCAUUAUCCAUUUGGGAGAUGAACAGACUGAGGCCCAGAAAGGGAAAGCCACAUGCCCAAGGUCACACAGCAAGUUAAUGAUGAAGGUGUUUUCAGAGCCGAGGGCAGACUUGGUGGCUUCCUAUCCAGGGCUCUUCCCACAGCUCUUCACCACUGCCCCAACCCAAGGGGCACCUUUAUUUACAGAAUCCUCCCCAGCCAUGAGAGGAGUGCCCAGCAGCCACUGCAUUCUGGGAAGUCAACUGUUCCUA